Manacus vitellinus (golden-collared manakin) is the source of this 1628-nucleotide messenger RNA. RefSeq names its product endothelin converting enzyme like 1 (gene ECEL1). Lineage: Eukaryota; Metazoa; Chordata; Aves; Passeriformes; Pipridae. The transcript has 15 exons. Gene Ontology annotation, biological process: protein processing. The record is from RefSeq and is a predicted model, not a curated record. Gene Ontology annotation, cellular component: plasma membrane. Gene Ontology annotation, molecular function: metalloendopeptidase activity. The coding region runs from base 1 to 1533 and encodes 510 amino acids.
AUGCCUGGCCCUUGGGGAACUCAGCCCCUUGAGGACCCCCAUGGUGGAGCCUCGGGGACCGAGCCCCACAUCUUGAGAACCCCCAGUUCCAGCCCUUGGGACAACCACUCCAGCCCCACAUCCACCCUUAGUGGGCAGUGGGAUGGUGACAGCCAUGCCCACUCUGUGCAGAUCACGGUGUCUGAGUACGAUGACGUGCGGAGGGAUGUCAGCAGCAUGUACCACAAAGUGACCCUGGGUGAGCUGCAGCGCAUCACCCCUACGCUCAAGUGGAAGCGCUUGCUGGACCGCAUCUUCCACGACAACUUCUCGGAGGAGGAGGAGGUGGUGCUGCUGGCCGCCGACUACAUGCACAAGGUGUCCGACCUCAUCCGUGUGACACCCAGCAGGAUCCUUCACAACUACAUGCUGUGGCGCAUCGUGGUGGUGCUGAGCGAGCACCUCUCCACCCCCUUCCGUGACGCCAUCCACGAGCUCUCCAAGGAGAUGGAGGGCAACGAGAAGCAGCUUGAGCCGGGUAAGAUCUGCCUGAGCCAGGCCAACAAGCACUUCGGCAUGGCCCUGGGUGCCCUCUUCGUUGAGGAGCACUUCUCCUCUGCCAGCAAAGCCAAGGUGCAACAGCUGGUGGAGGAUAUCAAAUACAUCCUGGACCACCGCCUGGAUGAGCUGGACUGGAUGGAUGAGGAGACACGGAGAGCGGCCAGAGCAAAGCUCCGGUACAUGAUGGUGAUGAUUGGGUACCCUGAUUUCCUGCUGAAGCCAGAGGCCAUUGACAAGGAGUAUGAGUUUGAGGUGGAUGAGAAGACCUACUUCAAGAACAUCCUUAACAGCAUCGCCUUCGGCAUCAGGCUCUCGGUGAAGAAGAUCCGUCAGGAGGUGGACAAAUCCGCGUGGCUGCUGCCUCCCCAAGCACUGAAUGCCUACUACCUGCCCAACAAGAACCAGAUGGUGUUCCCUGCUGGCAUCCUGCAGCCCACCCUCUAUGACCCUGAGUUCCCACAGUCGCUGAACUAUGGUGGGAUUGGCACCAUCAUUGGGCAUGAGCUGACCCACGGCUACGAUGACUGGGGGGGGCAGUACGACCGGCACGGGAACCUGGUGCACUGGUGGACGGAGCGGUCGUACAGCAAGUUCCUGAAGAAGGCGCAGUGUAUCGUCAACCUCUAUGACAACUUCACUGUCUACAACCAGCGGGUGAACGGCAAACACACACUGGGGGAGAACAUCGCUGACAUGGGGGGGCUCAAACUCGCCUACUACGCCUACCAGAAGUGGGUGCGGGAACACGGACCUGAGCACCCCCUGCACCACAUGAAAUACACACACGACCAGCUCUUCUUCAUCGCCUUUGCCCAGAACUGGUGCAUCAAGCGGCGAUCCCAGUCCAUCUACCUGCAGGUGCUGACAGACAAGCACGCCCCCGAGCACUACAGGGUCCUGGGCAGUGUCUCGCAGUUUGAGGAGUUUGGACGGGUUUUCCACUGCCCCAAGAACUCUCCCAUGAACCCGGUGCACAAGUGCUCAGUGUGGUGAGGCCGAUCCCCCUCUGGCAGGCUGGCAGCCCCCAUCCUCAUCCCUUCCUGAGUCCCACCCUGUGCCCACUCCCCACCUUUCCGUCUCCCCUUCCU